AUGUUGAGCAUUCCAAGGACUCCGGGACGGGCUCCUCGUUUCAACUCGAGUGGAAUGCAUACGCCAAAUUUCAAGAUUCAGAAACAGUCGACGCCUAUGCCCUAUGAUCAUUUCCUACAUGCCGCUGUCUCCCUCAAACAGCACAUCGACUUCGGAGAGCAAUCACACCGUCCCAUUGCAACGCCAGUCAAAGCACAAAUGUUCGCACCAGCGCAUACUUCAACACCAGCAACGGUUCGGUCAGGACUUUUGCACCCAUGGGAAGUUCAGAAGACAAAUGCAGUCAGAGAUCGGCUUCCAAGCACUAUUGGAUUCGACGAAGAAGAAGAACUGAGCCUUGAUACGUCGCCCGAGUCGGAACAUCGUCCAGCAUCAGUUCCACUUGUCAACAGAGCAUUGUUCCGAUCAGAGAUUCCAGCACGUCCCAAAACUGCGGAGCCAGUUGAACUUCGAAAGGCUGGCAACCAACCUGGCUCACCAUCACGCAAGCGAAAUAUGAAGCUGACUCUCGCAAAGACGCCGUAUUGUGCGAGACCAACUCAAUCGUGGCUCAAUCGAAUCAAGGCCCCUCGCGACGACUAA
Messenger RNA from Caenorhabditis briggsae, 582 nucleotides. Lineage: Eukaryota; Metazoa; Nematoda; Chromadorea; Rhabditida; Rhabditidae. The transcript is spliced from 3 exons. The record is from RefSeq and is a predicted model, not a curated record. The coding region runs from base 1 to 582 and encodes 193 amino acids.